Parasteatoda tepidariorum (common house spider) is the source of this 5091-nucleotide messenger RNA. Lineage: Eukaryota; Metazoa; Arthropoda; Arachnida; Araneae; Theridiidae. The record is from RefSeq and is a predicted model, not a curated record.
AUGAAGAUUGACAUUGUCUAUACAGCUCUUCCCACAUGGGUGACGCGGACGGGAUAUGAACCCAUGACAGAAACUACCACUUCUAUUGGAACACGCCUACUUCGAUGGAGGGUCCACAUUGAACAGUUGACUCAUUUGCAUUGUGCAGAACUGGGUCCAAUGGAGAACGGACAGUUCAAAGUGACCGGAGAUCAUUUUGGUGCCAGAGUUAUGUAUUCAUGUGAAGAGGGAUACUGGAUGUCCGGACCCAAAGAGAGGGUGUGUCAAGGAGACGGAUCAUGGAGCGAACACUCACCAGAAUGUCGACAAAAAGCAAGGUCAUGCGACCACCCAGGUGAGAUAGAGAAUGGUUGGAGAGAAGGAGAGAUUUUUACAUUUACCAGUAGAGUGACCUACCACUGCAACGCAGGGUAUGAAUUGGUGGGCAGAGCCAACAGAUACUGCGAGACGAAAGGAGAAUGGAGCGGACUUUUACCCUCUUGUCGUCCUGUGCAGUGCCCUCUACCGAUAGAUGUUACAAAUGGCAGAGUGGAUUACACUACCUCCACUUAUAAGUCAGUGGCUCGAUACGAGUGCCUUUAUGGAUACAGGAUAGUCGGUCCCGUGACUCGAACCUGCGAAGCGAAUAAGAAGUGGGAAGGAGAGGAACCCUACUGCGAAGAGAUUAAAUGCGGCAGUCCUGGUAUUCUCCACAACGGAUACGUGAAGGGUACGAGUACGAGAUUUGCGACUGUCAUCUAUUUCAGUUGUCUGGAAAACAUGACAUUUGUGGGAGAGUCUGCCACCACCACAUGUCAGCAAGAUGGGACCUGGAGUCAUCCAGUUCCAAAGUGCAUGGCUCCCUGCUCUGUUCCUCCUAUUGAGCAUGGACGCGUUACUAACUAUGCUCCGGAUGCCAAAGUAGGUCACGGAAAACAUAUCAGCGUGGACUGCAUUGCCCAAUAUGAGCUUCGCUACAAUAACACACCGGCUACCUGUAAUAACGGAUCAUGGACGCACAUACCUACCUGCAUACCAGCCCGGUGCAAGACCCUUCCCACAAGACCCCGCCACGGCAUGGUGAUUGCCCCCAAAACUGACCACGGCAUGAAAGCUCUGUUUCGCUGUAAAGAUGGUUACAAGUUGACGGGCCCAAACCUAACCGAGUGCAGUUUCGGACUGUGGACCGGCAGCACACCAGUUUGCAACGAAACAUACUGCCCCUUCCCUGGAGUGAUUGAGAAUGGCCGUAUUCUACUGGUCGGUCACAUGGGGAUGUACGACUACAGGCCGUAUGUGCGUAAGAUUACGAACAACAGACAGAUCAUGUACGAGUGUGAUCGGCACUACACGUUGAACGAGGGACCACCGGGGGCCACCUGCGUUGAUGGAAAGUGGAGUCCGACGGAGAAGCCGAAGUGCGUCAGGGGUUCACACCCCCAGGUCCGGUGGGAUCGUUCUGUGAGGGAGAAGAGAGAGAUGCCACCUCAGAACAGGAUUAAAAGAAAGAAAAGAAAACAUAAAGGUGACUGCAAACCAGUGAUGUCGACACCCUGGAUGGAAGUUCGGUUAGUGAAGGGUUCCAGCGAGAGUUCGAGGGGGAGCAUCAUCCAGGUGAUGUGCGGUUGGGGAUAUACCCUCAACAUCGACAACAGGACAGCCCGGUGCGUGGGAGGAAGGUGGAAACCCAAGAAGCCGGAGUGUAUCACGACUCCCUGCCGAGUGCCUUUUACCCAGUACGGGAUGUACCACCAUUACAACAGGCUGGUGAGUCCUAAGAGUCUGAUGGAGCACAGCGAGGUGAUCACCUUGUCUUGCGAUCAAGGCUAUCAGCUGAUGGGUCCCGAAGCACUGCGAUGUUGGUAUGGCGAAUGGGCGGUCAACAAGAUGCCGAAGUGCUUGCCUGGUCCUUGUCAACUGGAAGAACUGUCUCAUGGAAGGUACCUGGAGGGUUACAGAGCUGGCCUCACCAUAUCCCAUGGUUCUUCCAUCCGAUACAGUUGUGAGAUGGAUUAUAUGAAAAGUAUACCGGAUCCCGUCCAAUGCUUCGAAGGGAAAUUGAGACCAGGAGUGCCCAAAUGCACAAGACACGAGGAACAAAACAUAUCUCCUUCGGAUGUAAUCCCUUCAGAGAGCGCACCGACAGCAGAACUCUGCACACUUCCAGAGAGGUUGCACAACACGCUGCUGUACAGAGGAAGCACCUUUAUCCAACCACCAGGAUAUUCCACUCAGCAGCAGUCCGAAGGAAAUAGGUAUUUUCCGAAUGGCACCCAAGUCCUUUUCAAAUGCCUGUCAGCAUACAGCGGUAAAAAAACAACAUGGAAGAUCGUCUGCCAAGAUGGCGUAUGGGUUGGAAGACCGCAUAAUUGCGAUUCCAGACCACCAGUGGAUCACAAUCACAACAAGUCUUGCAUUUUCCGUCGACCCCAUCAGGAUGUGGUUGCAUUCGUGCAGGACAAGAAAUUGAAUGUGGAGAUAGGUAAAUUCCCUGCAGGCACAGAACUGGUGUACAGGUGUGUGGACAUCGGGAAGUUCAGUUUCGAGGGAAGCAUCAGGAGAAGGUGCGUGGGUGGACAGUGGACGGGAUCAGAACCCGUCUGCUCUGGACUAUCGCAAGAGUACGACUAUGCUCUAGAAAAAGCACCGACCAUCCUAUUCCGCAACCAGAUCGGUCAGAUUGCUCAGAGCAAUGACGGUAAACUGAUUGUGUAUCCUGGAACAGUUUUGCACCUCGAAUGUCUCUGGAUAAGGAAGUACGGAACUCCACACUGGGAAGUGAGCCACAAAAACAGGAAAUAUCCCGAAGGUUGGACGAGCGAACCAGGAAGAGAUUCACAACUUGAAUACAGAUUAACCAUCUACCAUGCUAUGACAGAAGAUUCGGGACUGUUCACUUGUGUCUCACCCACGGGUCACAGACAUGCAGUAGAAAUUGUUGUGUCCGCUGUCCAUUGUCCUGUGGUCAUGGAAGUAGGUGGUCUGAGACUUAGUACAGGAGUCACCAAAAUGAAUGUCAAAGUGGUCUUCUCUUGUGAAGAGGGCAGAAAAUUGAAAGGAUUCGAACAAGCUACUUGCUUGCCUUCAGGCCAGUGGUCUGCAAAACAUCCCACAUGCCAAAAAGUACCAUUGUGUCCUUAUCCUGGAACCACAAAAGGGGUCACCAUAUCCAAUGUUAAAUUCUACUACCAAAUAUCAGAAACUGUUAUCUUUGGUUGUAAAGAAGGUUACAAGAUCCAGGGUCGAACUGUUCUGCAGUGCAUGGAUGUAGGCAGGUGGUCUGGAUCCGUGCCUACCUGCCACCCCCUCAAGAAAGGAUAAUUCAUGUUCAAGUUAAAUGUUCAAAAUAUUGUAACAGACGGGCCCAAAAACAGACAUCAACAUGAAAAAACUCGCACAAUAAAAAACGCAGCGCAAACACAUAAAAUGUUAUUCUGAGACCAAAGUUUUUUCUAUUUCUAUUGCGCGCUCGUGGAUUGUGUUGUUAGAUCUCAAUUUAGAAUGGGUCGCGUUUCACACUAAAAUGACGGGGUCGCUGAAAUGAAGACAAACAGAAAGAAAAAUCGUUCUUCUUCGAAUCAUUAAAAUAAGUUAUUUGUUCGAUUUAUAUAUUAAUGCUUAUGCACUGUUGAAAUUUUCAUUCUAAAAUAUGGUAAAAUAACUGGUCUGUCCAUUGAUUAACAGUACAAUUUACGGUAAAAAACAUUUUGUUUCCUUUAUGGUUUUGAAACCAUUUUAAAAAAGUAUGGUUAUAAAACCAUGAAUACAAAACUAUAAGGUUUUUUAACCAUUUACAACUAGCAUUUUUCAAAAACGUAAAAAAGAACUAAUUAUUUAACUAGACAUAGGAGGUCGGCUUUUCGUAAGUUAAUGGACAUAGGAGAGUGCCAUAGGCUGGAACUUCUUCAUGUGUUGAAGGGAGGAAUUAGUGUAGUGUCAACACUAGGACUCGAACUCCAGUUCUGUCGGUCAUGAGAUUGACAGAUAGGCUAUGAUGUGCAGGCAUUCGCGAAGAACUAAGAAGCUUCAUGGGGUGAUUAUAGAUGGUGAGAUAAAAUUCUAGCUGUUUAACCGUAUUAGGUGAAAGCAGUUGAUAAACAGUUUUUCUCAAACCUCAGAGUCUGAUUACCUUUUCUUAUGGUUAUUUGACUGUUUUGAUUAAAUACUGUAAAAUAACCAUUCAAUAAAUUGUUAUUUAACCAUUUUUCCGAGAAAUUUCUAACAGUGUGGUAACUGAAAUUAUGAAAAAAAAAGUGAGGAGUGAUUUCCAUUAAAUUUGUCUCCAAAAUUCAUAUAACUUAUCUAAGUGAUUAAAGUGGGAUGGAACGAAAUAAACUAUUGUGUUAGUCCACAGUCUUGGACAACUAACAUUCAUAGUUAAGCAAGAUUUUUAAAAUUGAUCAGAACAUCACACAAUAUUAUUAAUCUCUCCCACUGUAGAAUUAUCACGCCAUGUAAACGUAGGAAAUAGGAUUAAAUUCACGUAUGGCAUCUGUUAAAACACGAACUAAAACAUAAUUGAAACACAACUCUCUUUGAAAAAACUACCAAUACUAAUGUUAAAAACUUUUUAAUAAUCUUAAACAUAACAGUUCUACCAAAUAAUAAACAUCAUACUCAAGAUCAAACCAAAAUACUGAAAUACAUCGGUGGCGUCACUAGAUCACUUAAAAAAAAUACAAUAAAGAAGGCGCAACUAGAUCACCCAUCGUUUCGUAAUUUAUUAUCGUUUUCAAAUUCCAGAUGAAUAAAUGUUCUAAUUCAUCGCGUUUAACAGCAUCCUUAUUUGAACAGAAUGUCUCAAAUUGAACAGAAGGGAUUUUUUUACAGGGUAUCUGCGCACCUGGAAAGUCAUGGACUUCGGUUAUUGAACAAAAUUUGUCAUGAAAUGUCAUUGUUUUAACCAUUUAAAAAAAAAAAAAAUCAUGGAAAAAUCAUGGACCGAAAAAUCUAAUUUUUAAAAUGGAAUUUACCCCCUCCCCUCCCAAUUUCAGUGUUCUGAAUAUCUGAAUUUCCAACAAAAUCCCCACUCACAGUCAUAUUUUAUUAAAAUAUAAAAUGCUUUUAUCAUGUUCUUUAAAAAUUAUCGUGUUCUUUCAAAAAAAUGAACGA